AUGGAACCAACUUCUAGUGUUCAUGAGUUACCCUUGAAUGAGAACGAUUCACAGGAUAUGUUCAUCUAUCAAGUCAUUAACGAGGCUGAAGCCAUUGAUGGCCUUGGAGCCAGGAAUCCCGCUACUGGUGUUUCCAAAAGUACCCUUGACCCAACUCGUGUCAUAAACAAGAGCAAACAUUACAGAGGUGUAAGGCGUCGUCCAUGGGGUAAAUAUGCAGCAGAGAUCCGUGACUCCAAGCGACAUGGCGCAAGAGUGUGGUUGGGGACUUUUGAAACGGCUGAGGAUGCUGCGUUGGCUUACGACAGGGCUGCCUUUCAGAUGAGAGGUUCAAAGGCUCUUCUGAAUUUCCCAGCUCGACUUGUGACAUCUAUGCCGAAAAUUUGCCAAGAAUCAAGCUUGAACGGAAAGGAAUGGAAAGGGUCAUGUUCGAGUAGUAGUUCUGGUGAGGUAUCGAGCCUAAAAGAAAAUUUUAAAGCUACACCAGGAUCAUCCUGUCAAGGAAAUAUGCUGCAGUUGUUUUGA
Lactuca virosa is the source of this 525-nucleotide messenger RNA. Lineage: Eukaryota; Viridiplantae; Streptophyta; Magnoliopsida; Asterales; Asteraceae. The record is from the annotation of a GenBank genome assembly.